GUUGAAAUUCUCAGAGAAGAUCUGUAAUAAUAGCAAUCAUGAUGUUCUGCACCCUACUUUUUGCCGCUAUUGCGGUUGCACAGAAUUCUUCCAUGCCAACUUCAACCUCUGUAUAUGAUAUAGGAGUUCCUACCGAAGCUCCUGUGCCAGGACUUUACAACGGGGCUUGGCGUCCCCAAGUUCACUUCUCUCCCCCGAGAAACUUUAUGAACGAUCCCAAUGGUUGUUUUCGGGAUGACAAUGGAACUUGGCAUCUCUAUUAUCAAUACAAUCCAACUGCGACCGUUGCCGGAAAUCAGCACUGGGGUCACGCUACUUCUCAAGAUCUCUACACCUGGGAGAAUCAAGAAAUUGCAAUCUACGCUACCGAAGACAGCCAAAUUUUCAGCGGUAGCGCUGUGAUCGAUGUCAACAACACAUCUGGCUUCUUUCCGAACCAGACAAACGGUGUCGUUGCAAUCUACACUCUGAACACUGAAUAUGAGCAAGUCCAAGAGAUUGCCUACUCUUAUGAUGGUGGCUAUACUUUUGUCAAAUAUGCAGAUAAUCCAGUUCUCGCCUUGGAUCCCAGCUCCAACCAGUUCCGAGACCCCAAAGUGAUCAGAUAUGGCGAUAGCUGGGCCAUGGUACUCGCUUACGCCCAAGAGUUCGUAGUCGGCAUCUUUACCUCUCCAGAUCUCAAGAAUUGGACCCACGCCUCCAAUUUCUCACAUCACGGCUUGCUUGGCCUGCAAUACGAGUGUCCGAACUUGGUCCAAAUGCCUGUUGAAGGUUCGGACGAGGCGAUGUGGGUUCUUGCCAUCUCAAUCAAUCCGGGUGCGCCACUAGGAGGUUCGAUCACCCAGUACUUCCCGGGAGAUUUCAACGGAACGCACUUCACGCCUGUCGAUGGGGCAGCCCGUAUUGCUGAUUUCGGAAAAGACAACUAUGCUGGGCAGUUCUUCUACGGCCUCCCGGAAACUGAAGAGCAAGUCUUUAUAGCUUGGGCUUCGAACUGGGAAUACUCUCAACAAGUCCCGACAGGAGAAAGCGAAGGCUGGCGCAGCUCAAUGAGCGCCCCCCGCCGCACCCACCUCGCAAACGUAACCCGCACAGGUUGGGACAUAGUCUCCGCACCCUACGACCUCUCACCCAUCUACUCCUCCCCCCUCGCCAUCAACUCCAGCCUCGGCAACGGCUCCAUCCUGCUCGACUACUCCACCCUCCCCAGCCGCGCCAUCUACUUCCAAGUGAACGUCUCCAGCAUCCCCAACAACACUUACUCCAAAGGGACCCUAAACUUCACCUUCUCCUCCUCUUCCACGCGAGAAUCAGUCUCCGGAGGCUUUUACUUCGGCGGCGAUAACCCGUUCUGGCUUUCCCGCGCAAAAGUACUGGGUUUCGGAGAAACUAAUCCUUUCUUUACGGAUAAGUUUAGUGUGGGAAAUCCGAUUAAUGCGAAUGGGAUGUUUAUGCUGGAAGGCGUGAUGGACCGGAGUAUUCUUGAGGUGUUCUUGGAUGGUGGGAGGAAUAGCGCGACGAUGACGUUCUUUCCGCUUGGGGAGCUGGAUACGAUGGAGGUGAGAGCUGGAGGAUUGAAUGAACACGUUACGGUCAGUGUUGCGGUUUGGGGGUUGCAAAGUACCUGGCAGAAUCAGGCGAGUGAGGAUGGAGUUGUUUAUGGCAAUGUGACGUCCGGAGGGAACCCGACGCAAGCCACGAAGAGGGAUAUGAGGGUUCACAAUUGAUGAGAUCAGUCUCUGGAAUACAGCAGAUGAUUGAGUGUAAA
Molecule: messenger RNA, 1768 nt
Organism: Hyaloscypha bicolor E
Lineage: Eukaryota; Fungi; Ascomycota; Leotiomycetes; Helotiales; Hyaloscyphaceae
Product: glycoside hydrolase family 32 protein
Exons: 4
Coding region: 39-1727 (562 amino acids)
Biological process (GO): sucrose catabolic process
Cellular component (GO): fungal-type vacuole
Molecular function (GO): sucrose alpha-glucosidase activity
Source: RefSeq, a predicted model, not a curated record